AUGACCGGUCUAAGCCUCGACGACAUCCUUUCUCUGCCUCAAGUCCACGUGAAAGAUAUCAAAUCUUUGACGGAUAAACUUCAGAAAUUCACAACGGGCGGUGCGGAUCAACUAAUGGUCAUUUCGGAUUUCGAUUUCACGCUCUCCCGUUUUUCCGAUAAAUCUGGAAAUCGUUGCUCAUCGUGUUACUGUGUAUUCGACAGUGCCGUUGGGACGAAUAAUCCCGAAUGGUGUCGGAAAUUCGUUGGAUUGUAUCAUAAGUAUGGACCAGUUGAACACGAUCACUCGUUGAGUAUCGAGGAGAAAGUGCCAUUUAUGGAGGCGUGGUGGCAACAAUCCCACGAGCUCAUCAUUCAAGGCGGAUUCAAGAAACAAGCCAUCGACGACUAUGUCGCUCAUUGCAAUAUUCAGUUGAGAGACAACGCUGACAUAAUGAUGAAAAAGAUGUCGAAUCACUCGGUGCCAUUCAUCAUUUUCUCGGCGGGAAUCGGUACAAUCAUCGAAAUGUAUUUGAAACAUAAAUUCGGUCGAGUCGAAGAGAAUACUCAUAUCGUUUCGAAUAUGAUGGGAUUCGACGCGGACGGAUACGUCAAUUCGUUCUCUGAUCCUCUGAUUCAUGUCUUCUGUAAGAAUUCGUCUGUGAUGCCAGCUGAUAGAACAUUCUCGCAACAAAUUCACGGACGAAAGAAUGUGAUGUUAUUGGGUGAUAGUGUUGGAGACGCUUUUAUGGAUGUUGGCGUCGAAGAGGAACAAGUCUCAUUGAAGAUCGGAUUCGUUAAUCAUGAUGCCGAUAAGCUCGUCGACAAAUAUCUCCACUACUUUGACAUUGUUCUCGUCGACGAUCAAUCGAUGGAUAUCCCAAAUCAGAUUCUCGAGGCAAUCUACGCAAAAUCAUACUGA
This is a messenger RNA of Caenorhabditis remanei, 900 nucleotides long. RefSeq lists its product as uncharacterized. Gene Ontology annotation, cellular component: cytoplasm. Bases 1 to 900 code for a protein of 299 amino acids. Lineage: Eukaryota; Metazoa; Nematoda; Chromadorea; Rhabditida; Rhabditidae. The transcript has 4 exons. The record is from RefSeq and is a predicted model, not a curated record. Gene Ontology annotation, molecular function: magnesium ion binding; 5'-nucleotidase activity.